Psammomys obesus (fat sand rat) is the source of this 7763-nucleotide messenger RNA. RefSeq names its product ankyrin 1 (gene Ank1). Bases 111 to 5489 code for a protein of 1792 amino acids. The transcript is spliced from 43 exons. Gene Ontology annotation, biological process: signal transduction. Lineage: Eukaryota; Metazoa; Chordata; Mammalia; Rodentia; Muridae. The record is from RefSeq and is a predicted model, not a curated record. Gene Ontology annotation, molecular function: protein binding.
GAAACCUGGACAAGGCUCUGGACCACCUGCGCAAUGGAGUGGACAUUAACACCUGUAACCAGAACGGGUUGAACGGCUUGCACCUGGCCUCUAAGGAGGGCCACGUGAAGAUGGUGGUGGAACUGCUGCACAAAGAGAUCAUUCUGGAAACAACAACCAAGAAGGGGAACACUGCUCUGCACAUCGCUGCCCUCGCCGGUCAGGAUGAGGUGGUCCGAGAGUUGGUCAACUAUGGAGCCAACGUCAAUGCCCAGUCUCAGAAAGGCUUUACUCCCCUGUACAUGGCUGCCCAGGAGAAUCACUUAGAGGUGGUGAAAUUUCUGCUGGAAAAUGGAGCCAAUCAGAAUGUGGCCACAGAAGAUGGCUUCACUCCGCUGGCUGUGGCUCUACAGCAGGGUCACGAGAACGUGGUGGCUCACCUCAUCAACUACGGGACGAAAGGAAAAGUGCGCCUCCCCGCCCUGCACAUCGCAGCCCGGAAUGAUGACACUCGGACAGCUGCAGUCCUGCUGCAGAAUGACCCCAACCCAGAUGUGCUUUCCAAGACGGGAUUCACGCCCCUCCACAUCGCAGCUCACUACGAGAACCUCAACGUGGCCCAGCUGCUCCUCAACCGGGGGGCCAGCGUCAACUUCACACCUCAGAACGGCAUCACGCCUCUGCACAUUGCCUCCCGCAGGGGGAACGUGAUUAUGGUGAGGCUCCUGCUGGACCGAGGGGCUCAGAUAGAAACAAGGACCAAGGAUGAACUGACACCGCUCCACUGUGCAGCUCGGAAUGGACACGUGAGAAUCUCAGAGAUCCUGCUGGACCACGGGGCGCCCAUCCAAGCCAAAACCAAGAACGGCUUGUCCCCAAUUCACAUGGCGGCUCAGGGAGACCAUCUCGACUGUGUCCGACUUCUAUUGCAAUACAAUGCGGAGAUAGAUGACAUCACCUUGGACCACCUGACUCCUCUCCACGUGGCGGCCCACUGUGGCCACCAUAGGGUGGCUAAGGUUCUCUUGGAUAAAGGGGCCAAGCCGAACUCCAGAGCCCUGAAUGGUUUUACCCCCUUGCACAUCGCCUGUAAGAAGAACCACAUCCGUGUCAUGGAGCUGCUGCUGAAGACAGGAGCCUCCAUCGACGCAGUCACGGAGUCUGGCCUGACCCCUCUCCAUGUGGCUGCCUUCAUGGGUCACCUUCCCAUUGUGAAGAACUUACUGCAACGGGGAGCGUCCCCCAAUGUCUCCAAUGUGAAGGUAGAGACCCCAUUGCACAUGGCAGCCCGGGCAGGGCAUACAGAAGUGGCCAGAUAUCUGCUCCAGAGCAAAGCCAAAGUUAAUGCCAAGGCCAAGGAUGACCAGACGCCGCUUCACUGUGCUGCUCGCAUCGGCCACACAAGCAUGGCGAAGCUCCUGCUGGAGAACGGUGCCAGCCCCAACCUAGCUACCACUGCUGGCCACACGCCCCUGCACACCGCAGCCCGUGAGGGCCACGUGGACACAGCCCUGGCCCUGCUGGAGAAGGAAGCAUCCCAAGCUUGCAUGACCAAGAAAGGAUUUACCCCUCUCCACGUAGCUGCAAAGUACGGGAAGGUGCGAGUGGCUGAGCUGCUGCUAGAACGCGACGCACAUCCCAACGCAGCCGGAAAGAACGGCUUGACUCCUCUGCACGUGGCCGUCCAUCACAACAACUUGGACAUCGUCAAGCUUCUCCUUCCCCGAGGUGGCUCCCCGCACAGCCCUGCCUGGAACGGCUACACCCCUUUGCACAUCGCUGCCAAGCAGAACCAGAUAGAGGUGGCCCGCAGUCUGCUGCAGUACGGUGGGUCAGCGAAUGCAGAGUCUGUCCAAGGCGUGACCCCACUUCACUUGGCCGCUCAGGAGGGCCACACAGAAAUGGUCGCUCUCCUCCUGUCGAAGCAAGCCAACGGCAACCUGGGGAACAAGAGUGGACUCACCCCUCUCCACCUGGUAGCACAAGAAGGCCAUGUUCCAGUGGCAGACGUGCUGAUCAAACAUGGAGUCACAGUGGACUCCACCACCCGGAUGGGUUACACUCCACUCCACGUGGCCAGUCAUUACGGAAACAUCAAGCUGGUCAAGUUUUUGCUACAGCACCAGGCAGAUGUCAAUGCCAAGACCAAGCUAGGAUACAGCCCCUUGCACCAGGCAGCUCAGCAAGGACACACAGACAUUGUAACGUUGCUCCUGAAGAAUGGUGCUUCUCCAAAUGACGUCAGCUCGAACGGAACCACACCUCUGGCAAUAGCCAAACGUUUGGGCUAUAUCUCCGUAACCGACGUGCUCAAGGUGGUCACUGAUGAAACCAGUGUAAUGUUGGUCAGCGACAAACACCGGAUGAGCUACCCAGAGACGGUGGAUGAAAUCCUGGACGUGUCUGAAGAUGAAGGAACUGCUCACAUAACCAUAAUGGGUGAAGAACUUGUUGGCUCGAAGGCUGAAAGGCGGGACUCCCGGGAUGUGGGUGAGGAGAAAGAGCUGUUGGAUUUUGUGCCGAAGCUAGACCAAGUGGUGGAAUCUCCAGCCAUCCCAAGGAUUCCUUGCGUCACACCCGAGACUGUUGUGAUCCGAUCUGAAGAUCAGGAACAAGCAUCUAAAGAGUAUGAUGAGGACUCACUCAUCCCCAGCAGCCCAGCCACAGAGACCUCGGACAACAUCAGCCCUGUGGCUAGCCCCGUCCACACAGGGUUUCUGGUGAGCUUCAUGGUCGAUGCCCGGGGAGGAUCCAUGAGAGGGAGUCGGCAUAACGGCCUGAGGGUAGUGAUCCCUCCUCGAACAUGCGCCGCGCCCACGCGCAUCACCUGCCGCCUGGUUAAGCCCCAGAAGCUGAACACACCACCCCCACUGGCUGAGGAAGAGGGCCUUGCCAGCAGGAUCAUAGCCCUGGGACCCACGGGGGCCCAGUUCCUCAGCCCUGUGAUUGUGGAAAUCCCCCAUUUUGCCUCCCAUGGCCGCGGGGACCGCGAGCUGGUGGUUCUGCGGAGCGAGAACGGCUCUGUGUGGAAGGAGCACAAGAGCCGCUAUGGAGAAAGCUACCUGGACCAGAUCCUUAACGGCAUGGAUGAGGAGCUGGGGAGCCUGGAGGAGCUGGAGAAGAAGCGCGUGUGCCGCAUCAUCACCACCGACUUCCCGCUGUACUUCGUGAUCAUGUCCCGGCUCUGCCAGGACUACGACACCAUCGGUCCCGAAGGGGGCUCCCUGAGAAGCAAGCUGGUGCCCCUGGUACAGGCAACCUUCCCUGAAAACGCUGUCACCAAGAAAGUGAAGCUGGCUCUGCAGGCCCAGCCUGUCCCAGAUGAGCUCGUGACCAAGCUCCUGGGGAACCAGGCCACAUUCAGCCCCAUCGUCACUGUGGAGCCAAGGCGCCGGAAGUUCCACCGUCCCAUCGGGCUUCGAAUCCCCCUCCCCCCCUCAUGGACCGACAACCCCAGGGACAGCGGGGAGGGCGACACCACCAGCCUGCGCCUUCUGUGCAGCGUCAUUGGUGGAACUGACCAAGCCCAAUGGGAAGAUAUAACGGGAACAACCAAGCUUGUGUACGCCAAUGAGUGUGCCAACUUUACCACCAAUGUCUCAGCCAGGUUCUGGCUGUCCGACUGCCCCCGGACUGCGGAGGCCGUACACUUCGCCACCCUCUUGUACAAAGAGCUCACGGCGGUCCCCUACAUGGCCAAGUUUGUCAUUUUUGCCAAGAUGAAUGACCCUCGGGAAGGAAGGCUACGCUGCUACUGCAUGACAGAUGACAAAGUGGACAAGACCCUAGAACAGCACGAAAACUUCGUGGAGGUGGCACGGAGCAGGGACAUAGAGGUUCUGGAAGGAAUGCCUCUAUUUGCGGAACUCUCUGGGAACUUGGUGCCUGUCAAGAAGGCGGCCCAACAGCGAAGCUUCCAUUUCCAGUCAUUUCGAGAGAACCGCUUGGCCAUCCCUGUGAAGGUGAGGGACAGCAGCCGCGAACCCGGAGGGUUCUUGUCGUUUCUGCGAAAGGCGAUGAAGUACGAGGACACACAGCAUAUCCUCUGCCACUUGAAUAUCACCAUGCCCCCCUGUACCAAGGGCAGUGGAGCAGAAGACAGGAGAAGGACUCUGACACCCCUAGCCCUUCGAUACAGCAUUCUCAGCGAGUCCCGGCUGGGUUUUACCAGUGACACAGACCGUGCUGAUAUGAAGAUGGCUGUCAUCACAGAGCACCUUGGCCUCAGCUGGGCAGAGCUGGCCCGGGAGCUGCAGUUCAGCGUGGAAGACAUCAACCGGAUCCGUGUAGAAAACCCGAACUCCUUGUUGGAGCAGAGUGCAGCCUUGCUGACCCUCUGGGUGGCCCGUGAAGGCGAAAACGCAAAGAUGGAAAAUCUGUACACAGCCCUGCGGAACAUCGACCGAAGUGAGAUUGUUAACAUGUUGGAAGGUUCCGGCAGGCAGAGCCGAAACCUCAAACCAGAGCGGAGGCAUGGGGACCGGGACUAUUCAUUGUCACCCUCCCAGAUGAAUGGUUACUCCUCGCUGCAGGACGAGCUGCUGUCCCCCGCCUCCCUGCACUACGCACUCCCCUCUCCGCUGUGUGCAGACCAGUACUGGAACGAGGUGGCCGUCAUAGACGCCAUCCCCCUGGCGGCCACGGAGCAUGACACCAUGCUGGAGAUGUCUGACAUGCAGGUGUGGUCUGCGGGCCUCACACCUUCCCUGGUCACUGCUGAGGACUCCUCUCUGGAGUGCAGCAAGGCCGAGGACUCUGAUGCCACACAAGAGUGGAAGUUGGAGGGGGCGCUUUCAGAGGAACCGCAGGGCCUGGAGCUGGGCUCUCAGGACUUGGUGGAGGACGACACAGUGGAUUCAGAUGCCACAAACGGCCUGGCUGAUUUGCCAGGUCAGGAGGAAGGCCAGCAGCGAGUUCAUGCCCGAAUCACAGACUCUCACUCAGUGAGGCAAGUUGUGGAGAGAAGCCAGGCCAGAACACUGGACUGGGAUAAACAGGACUCCCCCGCAGUACCAUAUCAGCAAGGAGCUGCAAGAAGUUCCUGGCAAGAGGAGGUCACGCAAGGCCCACACUCAUUCCAGAGGACGGUCACCACCACCACCCCGGGGCCGGAGUCCAGCACACGUCAGGAAUAUGAGCAGGUGCUGGUGUCUCCAAGGGAGCAUGUGCAGAGGGGGCCGCCCGAGACCCACAGCCCCAAGGCCGGCAAGGAACCAGGCCUGUGGGCAUCUGAGAGCACCUUCUCUCAAGACGUGCAGGGGGAUGAGCUUCAGAAUAUUCCAGGAGAGCAGGUGACAGAGGAACAAUUCACAGAUGAACAGGGCAACAUUGUCACCAAAAAGAUCGUUCGCAAAGUCGUUCGGCAGGUGGAUUCAUCGGGUGCCGUCGACACCCAGCAGCACGAGGAGGUGAUUGUCGAGGGGCCCCUGGCAGAUCCUGGGGGUCUGGAAGCCGACAUUGAGUCCUUUAUGAAACUCACUAAGGAUCACACCUCAACACCCAAAUCCUGAACUCCACACACUCUGUCAUGCACACAGGAGGAGACCUGGACCAGAGGGCUACUGAAGGGUGGUCGCGCGUGUUCUAAGCUCCCCGGCAUGACCUCUGUAAGGGGCUUCCUUUAGUCUCCUGUUCGCAUGAACGACUGGCUGUAGACGCAUGACCUACAGUCUCCAGUCCCGCCUCUAGUGACUAUGGAUCUCUGUGGGAAUCAGGACAAAGGCGGCGAGAAGAAGGGAGAGGAGUGAGGGAGAGAGAACAAGCCCCAGAGAGCACACGGGUGCACACACGAAUAAGGGCUCUACUGUGGCUGGGAUGGUUGGUUGCUUUGUUUGCUUUUGGUUUUGAGUUUUGACUUCCACCUCAUUUGUAAGAGUUUUCACAUGAUCUUCCCGGAACGGGGAAACUGGAAACUGGCGUGAAAUCAGUUCAACACCAUCGUCCCACAUCCUCAUGUGCCAGCCUCCCAUGCUUGCGUGCGCACACACUCGAGCACACACACACACACACACACACACACACCUCACACACACACGCCACAUGUCACAUGCUCCCACCCGACUCCCACCCCCGUGGAGGGACUGCUCUUCCCAGAAUGACACGACACAGGUGCACACUUGCCGAUCUCCCUUUCACUCAGCCCACACUGGUUUUACUGUGACCUCUGAAGCUGUAUGGAUAAACUGGAUAUGUAUAUUUUUUUUUAUGUUGUGUCUCAGUUUCAGUAUCAAUCAUCUUCCAGCGGGAAAUCGUCACCCUGAGAGCGCAUUCGGGGUUCCUUGUGUUAGAAACUUAAGAACUGAGGCAAGGAGCCCCUAAGCUUUGCUGUAGGGCUCAGAGGGAGCCAGAGUCCCGCCUCCAAGUUCUCUGCGGGAGAAGGGCCUGUGGCUGUCGGAGGAUUGCACCAGCAUGUCCAAUAGGGGAAGAGGGUUUCUAAAUCGCCAAGCACUUCUAUAAUAGUCUGUGUUCAAAGUGUAAACUGUACAGUAAUCAGCCUUGUGUAUAUGAAAACAAUAAAUACUAUGCAAACCAAUAGAGAAAAAAAAAAAAAAAAAAAAAAAAACGUUAGCAGUAUGUACAAAAGCCCUAAACAGCUCAGCUCCCAAGGACUUCUCCAGGCCGUGGGAGGAGCUAAUGGAUGUCUUUCACCGAAAGAGGAAGGGAGAAGGGCUGUGAAUGUACCUGCCCGUUCCUAGGUCAGACCACCCUGAGGUCUCCCAGAGCCAACUUGGUGCUUGAAGUGCAGGUGGCUGCAGGAUGGAGGCGGUCCUGGCACAGACAGCUGGGCUCAGGCUGGGCAGCCAAGUGCCUGGCUCUGACCACGGGCCCAGCACAAGGAGAGCCGGAGCAGGAUAGGCUGAGGAGAGACUCUCUUCUAUCUAGACUCAGGGCAGGCCAGGAAGGGACCCCCUCGACUGGCUGGUCUUGCCUCGGAGCCCUCAGGGAAGAGCCUUAACGUCACACUAGAGUCUCCUGCAGAGGGAGGCCCGAAUCAGCACAAUCCGGCUCCGCCACGCCCGGGCGGCGCCCCCUAGGGCCAGGAGAGAGACUGGCAGGCUCUUCUCGCUCUCCAGGUGGACGGCGGUCACCUUUCCUCGCCUGCCGCUCUUCCGGGGGUGUCGCCAGGACACAAUAAAAACCUUCCAAGUAGCACAGACGCCCCUCCAUGCUCGUGCCCCCACGCCCUGGAGGCCCGCUUGGGGGUUCCAGCCCGCGCGCGCUCUAGCCCCGGGCGGUGCGCCGGUUGGGGGGGGAGGGGGACGGAUGCUGUGGUCCACGGGCGCGGCUCGCUUUCCUCGGGGUGGGGGUGGGGGCGGCCCCGGGAGGGCUGGACGGGCGAGGACCGGCGCGGGGUCGCCCCGCCUCGCCCCGCACCCUCCGCUCCAGGACGUGGCCCCACGUAGCGGCUCUUAGCGCCCCGCGCGGCCCGGCUCCGCUUUGGCACCCUCCGCUCAGUCUGGCUUGGCUGCUUGGCACGCCGCCCCCUCGCCCUCCGGCGGCAUGGCUGCGCGCUCCCGUUGCUAGUAGGAGCUGUUUAGGAGGAGUUUGGGGUCCCCACUUGAUGCCUAGAGAAUGCUGCAGUCUGCACCUUAGACGCUUUUUAGAAGUUUUGAAAUGACCUUGAUUUUUUUAAUUGUUAUGAAAAAAAAAAAAAAAGAACUAUGUCUCGGCUCUCUCACAUGCUCUGUUACUGAGAGAGACCACCCCACCCUACUCUGAUGUAUAGACCAUUCUCCCUACACCAGCUAAAACAAAUGUCAAAUUAAUAAAGAAAUUGACCAUGG